Molecule: messenger RNA, 1291 nt
Organism: Desarmillaria tabescens
Lineage: Eukaryota; Fungi; Basidiomycota; Agaricomycetes; Agaricales; Physalacriaceae
Exons: 6
Coding region: 1-1005 (334 amino acids)
Biological process (GO): ubiquinone biosynthetic process
Cellular component (GO): mitochondrial inner membrane
Molecular function (GO): transferase activity, transferring alkyl or aryl (other than methyl) groups
Source: RefSeq, a predicted model, not a curated record
AUGGCCCUGUCUACUUCUAGCUGCUCUUUGUCCCCCGCCUCCUUGGUUUCCAAGAAGGGUUCAAGGGUGACCAUCACUUCGAGCUUUGUUUCGAUCUUCUCAAAUAUCAAGACUCUUUUAGCACCACCGACUCGGACUGAGAUAGUGCAUGUUGAGAGCUCUGCCGUCUCUAAAAUGGGAUGGGAUGUGCUACUGUAUUUCUUCCAGUGGGUGGGUGUGGAUCCUUCGUGGUCCUUAGCGAUGGUCUACCACGUUUACCCUGAGCUGACAGGAAUGGAAUGCCUUACCCGGGCUGCCGUCUACUUUUUUCUUUGCAUCGGGAUCAAAUGUUUGAUUAUGACUAUUGACGAUAUCCUCGACUAUGACAUUGAUGCGAACGUCGAGCGUACGAAGAACCGGGCUCUGCCAAGAGGUGCUAUCAGUAUCGAGCGAGUCUGGUUGUUCUUUGCUCUCCAAGUUGUGAUUGGUGUCUUUUCGGCAUACAAGUAUUCGUCCAUUCAGUCUGCGCAUUUCCAUUACUUUGCUCCCAUCCCUCUGAGCUUGAUGUUCAACAUUGACAUCUACAUGGGAUGGGCCGUUCUCGCACCUGACAGCCAAAUUCCCUACCACGCCCUCACUGCUGCAUACAUCGGUGCGACGAUGUGGACUAUCACAUAUGAGACUGUGUAUCAGCACCAGGACAAAGUGGACGACGUCAGGAUUGGCAUGAAGUCGCUCGCCAUCUUGUGUGGCAGAUACACCAUCUUCGUCUGCUCCGCUACCACUAUCGGCUUUGCAGGGUUGAUGGCCUGGGCUAGGUACCUCAACGAGCAGGGAGUUGCCUACUACGUCGCUGUGGUGCUUUCAGCCUCCGUUCUCCUGAAGGUGCUCCUUGUGAUGGAUAUCGACAAGCGAAGGGAAUGUAUGAGGUUUUUCUUGCACACACCGACCUUUGGCAAUCUUAUACUCACCGGUUUAAUAGUCGACGUUGUUGUUCAGCGAGCAGUUGAAGGAAUUUCUCUGUAAACCAUUACAUACGAAUGUACUAUUAACUUAACUACAUGUACUCGCCCCCAGGGCUACAAGCUAUCCUCUAAACCGUCCUGCAAAAUUGUGUUCUCCGGCUCGUACAAUUGAAUUCAGAUGUAAUAGUAGUAAUACUUACUACGAAUCGCAAAUCUGGAACGGCCUUGAGUCGGAUUCACCUAGGGGUAGCCGCGCGUCUUCCUAUGAUCUCAGACAUGAAAGAAAAACAGAAUUUCGAGUAUCUACCGAGCGAAGCCAGAGAGAUAAGUAUCAAUGCAUAGUCACU